AUGGCCACACCAUCUGCGCCCGCAGAUUCGCCGAGCCCUGCCGCUUCGAAAUACAAUCUCCGCAACCCCCUUCCUCUCUCAGCUCCCCAGGAGCAAGAAGUGCAGAAACUCUUCCAUAAGCGCGUAAGAGCCCAGUGCGCUGAUUUAAUCAAAGCCUUCGCAGAAUGUGCCGUUGAUAGGACUGUCACCGCGACAUGGGUCUGCCGCGAGCAACGACUUGCCAUGAACUCAUGCAUGCUGAAACAUGCCACCCGGGAAAACGAGGAUCUCGCGCGCGAAGAAUGGUUCGCCACGGUGGACGAGAGGCGCAGGGCCUACAGGGAGGAGCGAGCAGGCGUGGAAGCCCGCCGUGCACAAUUGGAUGAAAUGAUGCGCAAAGAUGAGGAGCGACGACAGCAACAGCAAGCCCGUAAGAAUUGA
Messenger RNA from Penicillium chermesinum, 420 nucleotides. RefSeq lists its product as uncharacterized. The record is from RefSeq and is a predicted model, not a curated record. Gene Ontology annotation, cellular component: mitochondrion. Bases 1 to 420 code for a protein of 139 amino acids. The transcript is spliced from 2 exons. NCBI's taxonomy places the organism in Eukaryota, Fungi, Ascomycota, Eurotiomycetes, Eurotiales, Aspergillaceae.